Molecule: messenger RNA, 1407 nt
Organism: Eremomyces bilateralis CBS 781.70
Lineage: Eukaryota; Fungi; Ascomycota; Dothideomycetes; Eremomycetales; Eremomycetaceae
Product: PIN domain-like protein
Exons: 2
Biological process (GO): DNA double-strand break processing; DNA recombination; mismatch repair
Cellular component (GO): nucleus
Molecular function (GO): 5'-flap endonuclease activity; 5'-3' DNA exonuclease activity; metal ion binding
Source: RefSeq, a predicted model, not a curated record
AUGGGCGUUCAAGGUGAGAGAAGUCAUUUCAGAUGGGCCAGUGCCUCUUACUUACGGAUCUCAGGGUUGCUUUCGUAUCUGGAAGAUAUUUCAAAGCCAGUGUCGCUCAAGAACUUUGCUGGUCAAACAAUCGGUGUUGAUGGAUAUGGCUGGCUUCAUCGCGGCGCAGUUUCCUGUGCAAUUGAGCUAGCGCAAGGCAAGCCUACCAACAGAUAUGUUGACUUCUUUAUGGGUCGCGUCCGGAUGCUUGAGCAUUUCGGUAUCAAGCCGUACAUUGUCCUCGAUGGAGAUUAUCUUCCCAGUAAAGCAGGGACUGAGCUUCAACGUUCAAGUUCCCGUGAGAGUUCAAAGAAAAUCGGCCUUGAGCUGCUAAAAGUCGGUCGCUCUGCACAAGCAUUUCAGACCCUUCAAAAGGCCGUAGAGGUGACUCCUGAAAUGGCCCGUCUUGUCAUUGACGAGCUCCGGCGAUGUGGUGUCAGCUAUGUCGUGGCUCCAUAUGAAGCUGAUUCGCAAUUGGUGUAUCUCGAGAAGAAAGGCCUCAUAUCCGCUAUUCUCUCCGAGGAUUCCGACAUGCUCGUCUUUGGUGCUAAGGUUCUCCUCACCAAACUCGACAAGUUUGGGGGCACCAUUAUGAUUCGCCGUGAGAAAUUCACCGCAUGUCGCAGACUGAGCUUCGCAGGAUGGACCGACAAUGAGUUUCGUCGGAUGUGCAUUCUCUCUGGAUGCGAUUACUUGGCCAACAUGAAGAACAUGGGUCUCAAGAAUGCCCAUGCAAUGGUCCGAAAGCACAAGAGCAUCGAUCGAAUCAUCCGUGCGAUCCAGUUCGAUGGGAAGUUUAAGGUCCCUCCUGGUUACCUCAAGUUGUUUGACCAAGCGGAGAAAACCUUUCUUUAUCAGCGGGUGUUCGAUCCGAAAACGAAGCAACUUGUGACUUUGAAUGACCCUACCCCAGACUUUGCUGAUGAAAUGGAGGGGCUCCUAUACAUCGGACCCAAGAUCGACAAUGAAACAGCUGCCGGCAUUGCUCUUGGGGAACUGCAUCCUCAUAACAAAGGCGAAUUGAAGCCAGCACCAGCACCUGUGAAGCCUCUGCAGCGAUUUAACACCCCUAAACUCCGCACUGACUCCGGUCCGCCUGGUGGAGACCCACCCAUCACGGACUUCUUUGCGAAGAAGCGCAUUCCACUCGCGGAGCUCGACCCUAACACGUUCGCUCCAACGCCAGAACAGGAAGCACUACUUGCCAGAGCCCGAAAUUCCGAGUGGAAUGGCUACGAAGCACCUGUGAUAUCGAGCAACUCUCUUCGAACACGUUCGGCUCCGAUAGUGGUCCAUCCUUCGCAAGAGAACAUCGACCCGAAUGUUUCAAGCCGUAGGACGGCAUCAGCACCGCUAAGCAUUGCUAGA